CCUCACUGCUUUAUCCUAAACUCCAAAUAAACCCCAAAAAUUCCACAAAAUCCAUCCACCCCUCUUCAGUGGCUGUGGUGUUGCCUUAGAAUUUAUGUCUUCCCACAUUGCCACAUAAGCUCAGAUGUAAUAUCCCCUUUAGCCUAAAUCAAGAAAUUCAGGAAAAGAAAAUAAAGAUUUCAUUUUUAUUGAAGAGAAAAAUAUACAAAUAGUAAACAAACAUUUUUUCCACCAACUGCUACAUUGAGUGGGCUUUUGAACUGAAAGAGAGCCCACCUAAGCAGAGCCUGCUCAGGAGUCACAGGUUGGAGCUAAGUAGGUUCUACGUCUUCUAAUUGCCCUCGAUAUUUGGGUGACAUCCAAAGUUAGGUUAAUAUAUCUUUCAUCAUGACAUCCAAGUCAUUGGAUUACGAAAAUUUGAAUGAAAACGUGAAGAAAUGUCAGUAUGCUGUCCGAGGUGAGCUGUAUCUUCGGGCUUCUGAACUUCAGAAGGAGGGGAAGAAGAUCAUCUUUACCAAUGUUGGAAAUCCUCAUGCUCUAGGACAGAAGCCUCUGACGUUUCCGCGCCAGGUGGUUGCUCUCUGCCAAGCUCCAUUCUUGCUGGAUGAUCCAAAUGUAGGA
Molecule: messenger RNA, 621 nt
Organism: Sesamum indicum (sesame)
Lineage: Eukaryota; Viridiplantae; Streptophyta; Magnoliopsida; Lamiales; Pedaliaceae
Source: RefSeq, a predicted model, not a curated record